CAACAAGGUGUAAGAGCGAGUCACGGACAAAGUACGUAGAGAUGGUGAGGUUCUCAGGGCUUAUGAUUACGCCGAACAUUGCAGCCAUUUCCAUUUGUUUCUUGAUGGUGUGUAAUGCACAAAUUCAGAAGCCAACUCGACCUGUAGUCGUUCUGAAAUCAGGAUCUGUUCUUGGCGUCACCUAUCCGAUUCCCUUUGGAUACAUUGCGGAUAGGUUCAUUGGCAUUCCGUAUGCAGCGCCUCCAGUUGGGAACCUUCGUUUCGCUGCUCCGCAGCCGGUAGUUCCUUGGGAAGGAGUGAAAGACGUAGGCUUACAAUUCGCCGCAAAAUGUCCCCAGAACACUGUGCCUUUCCCUUGGAACGUGACGGUUGGGGAUAUGAGCGAGGACUGCUUAUAUCUAAACAUCUGGAGGCCCUCUGGUAUAACGCCUGACAAUCCACUUCCGGUAUUUGUGUGGAUUCACGGCGGAGGUUAUUACACACAGACUGGGAACAACUACGAUGGCUCAGCACUGGCCACUGUUGGUUCCGGGAUGAUUGUCGUUACUAUAAACUUCCGCCUGGGCCUCCUCGGAUUCCUCAACGUUCCUGGGUCAGAACUGAAGGGAAAUUAUGGGAUGCUCGACCAAGUGGCAGCAUUGAAGUGGAUCCAGGAGAACAUUGCAACGUUUGGUGGAGAUCCAAACAAAGUAACAAUAGCUGGUCAGAGCUCUGGCGCGGCAAGUGUUGCUUUGCACUUGAUUUCACCGCUGUCUAAAGGCUUGUUCCAUCAAGCCAUACUUCAAGGGGGAGGGGUAACUUCUCCGUUUGCCGCCUACACCAGCAAGGAUCCCAACUAUGGGAAGCAAUAUCUGAAAAAACUAAAUUGCAUCUCAGGGGACAUGUUAUCCUGCCUUAGAAGUAAGACCGCAGAGGAGUUCCUUGAGGCAACUGAUUCCCUUUCAGAUGCGAACUUAGGAAAGGAUCUGCCCUUAGUAACAGUGGACGGGCACUUCCUCCCAGACGACCCAUCACUGUUACUAAACCAAGGAAGGUUCAAGAAAGUCAAGACGAUCAUUGGCGUAAACAAGAACGGUGGAUCAAUGUCUUCCUGGAAGUUGCAAUCGAAAGCCGCCGGGCGCCCAAUAGACCAUGCAGUAUUUCAGAAGGCUGUACAAGAAUCUCUUCUGGUCCAGAAUGGAGAGAACGACAAGAUCAGAAGAGCUAUUCUCCAUAAGUACACAAACCAUACCGACCCAGACUUCCAGGAGAGCAUCGAGGAAAACUGGCAGCGACUCGUUGGGGAUUCGUGGUUUGUUGCGCCUGCAAUUAAACUAGCCAGAUCUCUUGCCGCAGCCGGGGUACCUCCGUUUUUCUACUAUUUCACGCAUCGCGCAAGAUACUCUGUGUACCCAGAGUCCUAUGGGGUCACUCACGGUGACGAGGUGCCUUAUAUAUUCGGGGCACCCUAUCAAGCGAUGGCUACCCUCCCUCUGGCCUCUAAAUACACUGAAUUGGAGAAGGGACUGUGCCAGGGUGUUGGUGAAGCGUGGGGAAACUUUGUAACGUUUGGUGAUCCCAACGAAUACGAUAAGAAUCGAGUGGAUGCCGCAGACGCCACCAUUCCCUGGCCGCCAUUCACAGCCGACAGCGAGAAAUACCUGGUGCUAGGCUUGCGCAUGAAGAUUGAAGAACGUUUACUCCCGGAUCGCGUGGCAUUCUGGAAUGACCUCAUACCGAAACUGACGGAAGCUGAGGAAUCGGUCGGGAAAACUGCUCAGACCAUAGAAAAAGACGAACUUUGAACCCGAUGUGUGAGGACGCAAGCGGGGCUGACAAGCGUCCGUCUCGAGCACACAGUAGCAUAAACGAGUUACAAGAGACUAUCUUCUGCUCAUAAUGAGCACGAAUUUUGGGCGUAAUUAUUGCACGUACGCGCUCUCUUUAUUUCAGUGUCGGUUUCCAUUUAUUUUACAGCCACGUGACAUUUUCUGGAAUCUAGGCUGAGAGUCAGAUUGCAGGUAACGGAGUCAACUUGAAAUCUUGACCCUUAACUACAGUAAAAACCAGUGUCUAAGAACCUAGUUUUUUAAGAACCAAAAAAUAGGCCUCAUUUAUAUAUAUGGUCUCGGCUACCCGAGACAACCCUUCCUUAAGUUACCCUAGCCGAGGUAACUUUUCCCUUCUUUCUUUGCAAAAUUCAAUCAACCGUUUACAAGAGGAUCGCGAACCCGUCUGGGGGAGCGAGAUAACUCGGGUGGGCGAGCUGUCUCGCUUCGGCAGGUAGGGUAACCCUGGCUGGCGGGACAACUUUUCUUCAUAUCAGACUUUGGCUCGCUUAACCGAGACAAUUCUUGGCGUGGCGAGUGUCACGAAAUGAUUUAAAUCAGAAAUUUGUAUCAAAGAAGUGAAAAUUAACUCCACAAAACCCACUUUGAUCGAAUGACCGAGGAAAACUCAAAGAAAGAGGGAUAUAUGCACAUUUGAUUACUGAAUAAGAGUUGUGAAUAAUCAUGCAGGGUCAACUUUGACUCGAACUACAGAGACAACGUUAUCACAUAUAAACGCUCAAUACAUUUGCCUCAGGGGGGAGGGGAUGGUUGUCUCGGGCACCCGAGACCAUAUAACUGGGGUCUAAGAAUCUGUUUAGCCAAGCAGGAUCAGGUUUUUAUAUGUGGGUUACAGUUAAAUUAUAAAUUCUUGUUAUGGAGGGAAACCUACAUAUACAUUCUGUAAUCAUUUGUGUGAGGCUUAUCGGCAUAAUACAGUUGUGAAUAUUCAUUAAAUACACUGUAUUAUUUGAAGACCAAACUCAAUUUUAUUAUUUUUUCUGGUAAUCAACAGCUAUAUCUCGUUCAUAGAAUUACAUUAUAUAUUUAAGAGCCGAACGCCAGUUUUUUUUUUUUUCUGGUGAUCAACAGCUAUAUCUCGUUCAUAGAAAUCAAUAACCUAAAAAGAACCCACUUGGCCUAAAUUGCCAAUACAUAUAAGUAACCCCAAAAUACAGGAACAUAUUUUGCCAGACAAAAAAUGUAGGUUCUUACACGCGGGUUUUCUGCUGUUUCCCUUUCUUAUUUUUUNC
Messenger RNA from Orbicella faveolata, 3061 nucleotides. RefSeq names its product acetylcholinesterase-like. NCBI's taxonomy places the organism in Eukaryota, Metazoa, Cnidaria, Anthozoa, Scleractinia, Merulinidae. The record is from RefSeq and is a predicted model, not a curated record.